AUGAAGAUUGACGGCCGCACCUUUGUCAUCUCCGGCGGCGCCUCUGGCCUGGGCCGUGCCGUCGCCGAGGACCUCGUCCGCCACGGCGCCAACGUCGCGCUUCUCGACCGCAACGAAGACGACGGCCAGGCGGUGGCCGCGGCGCUCGGCGGCGACGCGGUCGCCAAGUUCUGGCCCGUCGACGUCACCGACACCGCGUCCAUCGCGGCCGCCGUGGCGGGCGUCGUCGCCUGGAUCCAGGGCACGACCAAGAAGCCGCUGGGCGGCGUGGUGCCGGCCGCGGGCGUCGGCUUCCCCGGCCUGCUCCUCGACCGCAAGCUGCGGCCGCUGCCGCUGGCCCACUGGGACGUGGUCCUCAACAUCAACCUGCGGGGCACCCUUGACCUCGUGCGCCAGGUGCUGCCGUACAUGGGCGGCGCCGACAAUGUGGUGGGCGCGCCCGACGGCGCCGACCAGGAGCGCGGCGUCGUCAUCAUGGUGGCGAGCGCGGCGGCGUUUGAGGGCCAGAUGGGCCAGGUGGCGUACGCGGCGAGCAAGGGCGCGGUGGCGGCCAUGACGCUGCCGAUGGCGCGCGACCUGUCGAAGCACGGCAUCCGCGUCGUCACGAUUGCGCCGAGCAUGUUUGACACGAGCAUGACGGCCGCCAUGACGGACAAGGUGCGCCAGAGCCUGCUCAAGAGCAUGGAGUUCCCGCCGCGCCCCGGCCGCGCCGACGAGUUUGCCGCGCUGGCCCGCCACGCCAUUGAGAACACGAUGCUCAACGGCGUCGUCAUCCGCCUGGACGGUGCCAGCCGGAUGCCGGCGCGGUUUUACGCCAACCGGUUCGGCAGCGCCUCGCCCCGCGACCACUUCAACAGAUUCUCCACCUGCGUCGCGUACCACGUCUCCAUUGUCACCCGCUCGCCAUACCCCGUGUGCGGCGUCAGCAGCACCUGGCUGCUGCCGUCCGGGCCGCCCCAGCUCGUGGUCCGCCACGGGCUGUCCUGGGGCAGCGGCUCCACGUCAAACACGUCGAGCGCCGCGCGGCGGAUGGCGCCGCGCCGCAGCACGUCCAGCAGGUCGUCCUCGUUGACAAUGGGGCCCCGCGACGUGUUGAUGAAGAUGGAGUCCUGCUUCAUGCGCGCCAGGUCGGUGCGCGUCACCAGCCCGCGCGUGCGCUCCGACAGCACCGUGUGGAUCGCCAGCACGUCCGCCUCGCGGAACAGCGCCUCGCGCGACACGGCCGCAAACGUGCCCGCCGGCAGGCCCUGCGCCGCGGCCUGCUCGUCGGCCUUUUGCUGCGUCAGGUUCGCGCUCCACGCAAUCACUUUCAUGCCAAAGGCCUGGUGCAGCAGCUUCGCCGUCGCCGCGCCCAGCCGGCCCAGCCCCACGGUCGCGUACGUCUUGCCCACCAGCCCAAACGGCGCGAGCCCCGUCGUCCAGGGCCACGCUGCGCGCCACCGCCAGCAGCAGCGCCACAAAGUGCUGCGCCGUGCUGCUCGGGCCGGCCACGCCUUCACUCUCGCCCUCGCCGCGGUCGACCGACGCCACCACGGGGACGCCGUGCCUCUGAAAGGCGUCGAGGUCCAGCCCCCGGUUGCGGCUGCCCGUCGUCAGCAGCAGCGCGAGGUUCGGCAGGCGGUCGACCAGCGCACCCGGGAACGGCGUGCGCUCGCGCAUGGUCGAGAUCACCGCAAACGGCGCGAGGCGCGCCACGAGCGCGUCCUUGUCGGCCUGCGACGUGCUGGCAUGGUUGUACGGCAGCAGCGUGUCGGGAAAGUAGACGACCUCGAACGCGGCCGGGUCGAGCGUGUCAAAGUACGCCUUGGCAUGGCCCUUGUAGUCGUCGAGCACGGCGACCUUGACGGGCGCCAUUGUGGGCAGAGGGGAUUGGGGUGA
Molecule: messenger RNA, 1878 nt
Organism: Sporothrix schenckii 1099-18
Lineage: Eukaryota; Fungi; Ascomycota; Sordariomycetes; Ophiostomatales; Ophiostomataceae
Exons: 4
Coding region: 1-1878 (625 amino acids)
Molecular function (GO): oxidoreductase activity
Source: RefSeq, a predicted model, not a curated record